UGCGCUCAUUCACUCGUUCAUUCAUUCGCCUUUUGAAUUCCGCUUCGAACGGUUGUGUCUACACCUUUGCACAACGAGUUCGAAAAAAAACUAAGCUCCGCGCGAAAACAGUAGGAAAUUGAAACUAGAAUAUUUCUGGUAAAAAACAUUUAUCAUUGGAUAAAACAAUUACAACACGAAUCGUGAGAAAAGGAAGCAAACUAUUUAAACUAAAAUAAAGUAAGGAAUAUACAAAAAAACGAGAUCUACAACCCGCGCGUUUUUUGAUUAAUGAAUUAAAAAUAAGUGUGCGUGCUACAAGUGGAAAUAAAACUCGAUUUCUGGGCCCCCGACUUUUGGUUGCAACACACAUUAUAACGGGAAGUGGCUCAACAAGUGGCUCGGGGAUUAUCUAAUAAAGCCCUCCUACCGAAAAUCAUACUUAAAUAAUAUAGAUUAUUAUACGGGCAGCAAGCAACAAAAAAAAAUAUACAUAUAUCAAUUUUAAAACAACCAAAGGCCCCAUGUGUAUGUGUGUAGUGUGAGCGCGUGCAUAUGUGUGUGAAUCGAGAAACGCAGAGCAGCAGCAACAAUAAUCACAACAACAACAGCGCUACAACGGCAACGUCAACAGCACGCAACAACAACAGCCACAACGGGCGCUGUGAGUGCGACGGAGACGGCAACAGCGUGAGUCAUAUACAAAGUGAAAUGAAAAUGCGGAUAAAGCGAGAAGCGCCGUGUCUUCUGUUAUUUAUGCCAAUCCAAAAUACCAACAACAACAAUCGCAUUGGUGCCAAUCAGAAGGACUAUCCCAACAAGCGGUCCAGGGAGAAUCUGGCAUGUGACGAAGUGACAUCGACGACGUCAUCAUCCACGGCAAUGAACGGCGGCGGACGGACGCCGGCGCUAACCCGCAGCUGCUCCAGUCCGGCGGUCUACGAUAUUGAAACACACCCCGCCUCGCCCGUUUUCCCGCAUCUAUUGCUGGGCAAUGGCCGCGAUGCCGACGAUCCCAGCAGCGUGGGCGCCAACUGUGUGCUGAACGUUACCUGCCAAAGUCCCAAUGAGAGCCAUCUGCAGGGCCUCAAGUACAUGCAAAUACCUGCCAGCGAUACGCCCCAUCAGAACAUCAAGCAGUACUUCCAGGAGGCCUACGACUUCAUCGAAGAUGCACGGAAAACGGGUUCCCGAGUGCUGCUGCAUUGCCACGCGGGGAUUUCGCGGAGCGCCACCAUCGCCAUCGCCUACGUCAUGCGGUACAAGUCGCUCUCCCUGCUGGAGGCCUACAAGCUGGUGAAAGUGGCCCGGCCGAUCAUCUCGCCCAAUCUGAACUUCAUGGGCCAGCUGCUGGAGCUGGAGCAGAAUUUGCGCAAGAGCGGAGUCCUGGCGCCCGCAACCCCGCACCUGAAUAGUCCUAGCAAUCCAUCAGGAUCUGCUGUGGGAUUAAGCAGCCAAUCUAGUCAACUGGUGGAGCAGCCGGAGGAGGAGGAGAUAGAGGAGAAGAGGGAGCAGCGGGAACGGGGAAAAUCCAAGUCGGAUAGCGAGGCUAUGGACGAGGAUGCGUUCGACUACGAUGAUGUGGACAGCGGCGCUGGCAGCCUGGCGGGCAGUAACUGCUCCUCCCGGUUAACCUCGCCGCCGAUUACCCCGGAUGAUGAGGCGCCCAGCACUUCGGCGGCAGCGUCGACGGUUUCGGAACUUGAUUCACCCAGCUCCACAAGCAGCAGCAGUGGCAUCUGCUCUCUGCUGCAGUCCACCAGCUCAUCCGUAUCACCCUGCGCAAUCAGCAAGCCAAAUCUGCUGUCGCCCACAAGGCAGUUGGCUCUGUUCAAGCGGAAUUCGCCCGCCAAACUGCGAUUGGAUCUGGAGUCCAGCUAUGCGCCUGCGUCACCCAUCCCAAACACCAUGCCCUGGAUUUCGGUGCCAUCCACGCCCGUCUGCGAUGAGGCACCGGAAAGCAGGAUUAAUCAGUUGGCCAGCAACUUGACGAGGGACUGAGAUAAGGUCCCCGCGAAAGGCCGCCGUCAACUAGCAGCAGUGAAAAGAAAGAAAAUGUGCAGCCAAUUGCCGCAUUCAUUAUGAUCAAAACUAGAAUUGAUAAAGCUGUACGUUUUUCAACAACACGUAGAAAAUGAUCCAGUUUUGAUGUAUUUUAUAACUACUAAUUUACUGAAACUAAGGAAUUUUUUACCUGGCUGAAGAAAUAUAGAUUUUAUUAAGUCAGAAACGGCGAGAGGGCUGCUACUUCCUAUUAAACAAGGCGAUGCUAAAUGGUUUCUCAAGCCCGCAAAGCCUCUGCAACGUGUAAAUAAAAACGUUCAAUAUCUGUACAUACAAACGUACCUAAAACAAAACACAAGGGAAAGAAAUACCAAUUGCAGCUUAAACUAUGUACUUGCAAUACCUUUUAAGAGCUUUUGUAAUGUAUUUCCUCUUCGCCCCUGAACCAACACAAAGCGAAAAACCACUAAAAAUAAUCCAAAACAAGCUGCUGGAGAAAUUGUUUAAGAGAAAGAAAACCUCGUACAUGUUAAUUUAGUUUAAAUUUAGUUGUAAGCGAUUCUUAACUAUACCUAUACACACAUAAACUAUAUUAAACUUCACAUAGAACAAUGAAAUCCAAAAUGCACUGCAACUAUUUCUGCUGACUUGCCACACAAAUCGAUCCCUAUCCAAUUCCCAAAAAUAUUAUAAACCCCGCCAUAUACACAGCAAAGAUCUUAUCAAAACUGUUCUAAGUUUUAUCAAUCCGCUAUAGCCACUCUAAUAGUUUAGUUACUUCUUGAAAGUGAAAAAAGUUUGUGUUUUCUAGUUUUAAUUAUUUAUAUGAAGCGAGCGUAUGAGAGGAUUAUGAUUCAUUUGUAUUAGCUCGUAAGUCUAUUAGGCUAAGCUACACCUGAGAAGUGUAACGCGCGUGCUAAGUAAAAGGAAAUUAUAAUAGUAACCAAA
Drosophila teissieri is the source of this 2931-nucleotide messenger RNA. It is a transcript of the gene puc, whose product is annotated as tyrosine-protein phosphatase vhp-1. Gene Ontology annotation, cellular component: cytosol; cytoplasm. The record is from RefSeq and is a predicted model, not a curated record. Gene Ontology annotation, molecular function: protein tyrosine/threonine phosphatase activity; MAP kinase tyrosine/serine/threonine phosphatase activity. Gene Ontology annotation, biological process: negative regulation of MAPK cascade; protein dephosphorylation. Lineage: Eukaryota; Metazoa; Arthropoda; Insecta; Diptera; Drosophilidae. The transcript has 4 exons. The coding region runs from base 535 to 1980 and encodes 481 amino acids.